AUGACCAUUCUAAUUGAAAAACUAUUAGAAACCCACCCAGUUUGCCGUCGUUGCGCCCGUAACAAUGCGUCAUGCGGAUACGGACUUCGUCUGGUCUGGCACGAGGAAUCUUUAGCCCGAGGCGUUUGCCAUGGAAGAGCAGGAGUAUGGUCCAAGCGAAAAGAUGCUCGAAAGAAGGAAACACUGGAGCAAGUGGACGAUACAUUGUCGCUAAGGUCGGAACAUGCGGGCGAUGAUCGGACAUGGAUGUUUUUGAACACGACGAUGAUCGAUCUCCAGAUCCAUUUUGAUGGCAACCAGCCCAAUUACAAAGGGAUGAAGCCGUUUUUCCAACCAAGCCCGUUGUCGCCUUGGCUGAAUACCAUCUCUCCUGGCCAGCGAUCAGAUUACGAUCCCGUGCUCAUGUCUUAUUUCGAACACGUCAUUUGCAGCAGCUCAACUCUCGUCGAUAACGUGCAUUAUAAUCCAUAUCGAUAUCUCAUACUCCCCAUGGCUCUGCAGUCCGAGGGGCUAUACCACGCAGCCCUAGCCAUCGCAGCCAAUACCCUCAAGCUGUCAGAUAAGCGGUACCGGCUUCCGGCAUUGGAGCAUCACCACCGGGCACUCAAUCACCUGCGUGGUCUAUUGAAUAAAGACAACUGGGUAGAAAAUGAGCUGGACGAGAUGCUCGGUUUGGUCUUGAUGUUAUGCUGGUUCGACGUAGGAUCUUCCUCACCUUCUUUCGACGAGAAACCUCCUAAUUCCUUGCAGAUAUCAGAUAGCAGUCGCCCUUCAUGGGUCACCCAUCUCAACGGUUUCCAAAAUCUAAUUCGGACACGAAAAGAACGCCCCGGUCGCUCAUGUCACAGUCAGGAACUGGCGAGUUUCUUCAAUCGUUAUUUCGCCUUCCACUUAGUUCUAGCCCGCACGGCGUUUCGCGUCACCCCUCCCUCAUCACAUAUAUCGCCUCUCCUGCCGGACAGUAUACUGGAAAAAUCAGACAUGAUUGAUCCGUACAUGGGAUUGAGCCCUGCUCUCUUAUUGAUAAUCGAUCAAGUAGCCGAACUAGCGUGGGCUUGUGAGGAUGGAAACAUAAAAAUCAACCGUAAAGAUGCUCAUCAGCUCAAGACGGACCUCGAUAGCCUUCAACAAAGAAUACCCACAGAACAUAUCGAUCCUAAUAUGGAGUGUGCUGCAAUUGCAGAAGCAAACAGGCUCGGGGCCCUUCUUCUUCUGCACGAGAUCUGUUCGACAAAAGCCCCUAUCAAUCGCUCUGGUUUUCCGACAUUGGAAUCUGAGGAGAAAAAUGUUUAUGUUGAACGGAUAUUGGCGUUGAUAUUGGAAAAGAAGGUAAAUAUGAUGCGGACUGCAGUUACGCCUUUAUGGCCUCUGUUCUUGGCAGGAUGCUGCGCUCGCAGGGAAGAGGAGAGAGUCAUUGUGUUGCAGUUAUUUAAAGAGCUGGAGAGUAUUCGUCGAUUCGGGAACAUUACCCCUGCUAUUGAAGUGGUCGAAAUGGUCUGGCGCCAGCGGGAUCUGUCGGUGCAAGAUGAAAGAAAACUCCAGAAAAAGCUCAAUACACAACGACAGGAAGAUCCAUUGCAAGAAACUCGGUUCUCUUGGGAGCAUGCCAUGGUCAUGCUGGGUGGAUGGAAGCUCAGCUUGACUUGA
Molecule: messenger RNA, 1647 nt
Organism: Penicillium concentricum
Lineage: Eukaryota; Fungi; Ascomycota; Eurotiomycetes; Eurotiales; Aspergillaceae
Product: fungal specific transcription factor domain-containing protein
Exons: 2
Coding region: 1-1647 (548 amino acids)
Biological process (GO): positive regulation of transcription by RNA polymerase II
Cellular component (GO): nucleus
Molecular function (GO): DNA-binding transcription factor activity; transcription cis-regulatory region binding
Source: RefSeq, a predicted model, not a curated record